AUGUGGUUAUUUCCUCUCGUCUGUGUUCGCCCAGACUGUGGUAGGCACAGACUAACUGCGGCAGGAAUUUACCGUACCGUGCGUAAGGUCUUGGACAUCGACGGGUGGUAUGACCUUGCCACUGAGUAUCUGGAGUGCAAACGCUGCAAAAAGAAAUAUCCUGCCUGGUCCGAGGACAUCCUAGGACAGCUGGAUAUGGGCCACCGCAGUCAGUUUCCAGCUUUGCUGACAUACAGAUACUCAUGUGACAACCGGGUGCUGAGGAUGAUGAGGGAGAGGACACUGGGCAACAGUGUGACUCAGCUUUACAGGAAGCUGAUGGAACAGCACAGUGAGGCAUGGACACAGCGUGUCUUGCAGUACCUGACUGCCUGUGAACCAUUCACAAGGUCCUCCCUUGUGCAGCCUCCUGUGUUUGCUGAUCCUCCACUUUUACCUGCUUUGCCUAAACCUAAGUGGCUGUUAGCCGUGUAUGCCAGGGAUGUUCUGGGGCGACUGCACGAGGUCAAGGCCAAAUUAACAUCUGUCUUUGGCUGUGUUCUCAAGAUGGAUUCGACAAAAAAGGUCACAAAGAAACUUGCCGGUGCUGCUUCAGGAACAGCUGCCUGGUGCACAAAUGUCGGAAACGAACACGGCCAGGUCCUUGUCUCUGUGCUGACAGCUGCCGAGGGACAUGGACUGGACUCCAUGGCAGCUGGUCUGAUGAAACGCUACCGAGAGGCAGGAGAGGCAGCCCCAAAAGUGAUGUACGUUGACAGGGACUGCUGCAGUCAGUACGGCCAAUCGCGGGUGAAGAUCAUGUUUUUGGAGUGGGAUGAGCUUGUAGUGCGCCUCGACAUCUGGCACUUCAUGCGGCGAUUUGCUGCAGGUGUCACGACAGAGGCUCAUCCGCUCUAUGGGAUCUUCAUGGCACGUCUGUCCACGUGCAUCUUUCAGUGGGAUCCAGAGGAUGUGGCUGCUCUUCGCUCCGCAAAAGAGGGUGACCUGGCGGCAAAGAAGACUGGCCACAUCUCAGAAAAGGCGGUCAGUGCUCGCAUUACCCGGAGGGAGUUGGCACUGCACUGCCGGAGGAGGACCAGGGGGGUGGAGGAGACCACCAGAUUGAUUGGGUCACUGAUUGAUCAGUUUGACAGUGCGGAUGGGAAGGACACCCUGGGAGUUCCUCUGCUGGACCACGAACGGAUCCAGCAGAUAUGGAAGGAACAGCGCAAGCACGUCCAGUGUAUCCAAGACCCAGAGGACUUUCCGCUGUACAUGAAGACAGGGACACUGAAGAAAGGCGGCGUGGAGCUGUGCUGCUACAGGUGUGCUCGUGGCUCUACCUCCUUGGAGUCAUUCCACCUCCACCUGAACCGUUUUAUUCCAGGAACCAGUGCCAGCGAUGCGCAUUUUCAGGCCUAUCUCCUUGAGGGCUUGAUGCGUUGGAAUGAUGACCGAAUGGAAGACGCCAUAAAACGGGCGUCCUCCAUUCGGACAUAUGGCAGUGCCAUGAGCGAGGCUGUUGACCGGCUUAGCCGAACAGUCUUUGGGAAGCCCUGGGAUGAGCGCUAUCGCCCUCCUGGAGCAUAUUGUUUCCGUGAAUUGCUGGGAAUCGAGUACCUUUACAGCCAGACUGGCAAAACACUGACUCCAGUGCUCCAGAACCCAGAGGAGGAAGACCGGUUGGUGGAGGAGGUUGAUGAUCAGGACCUGCUAGAUGAGGGGUUUGAGGAAGAGAGCAUGGAGGACAUCACAGUUCCAGUGCUGUAUGAGGAUGACCCCUGCCUCAGAAACACCCCCUCAUCUUUGCCUCUGCCUCAGUCCCCAGCAUCACUGGCUGAGCCGUCCACAUCAUCUGGAGGAGAGGGACAGCAUCUCGCCCCUGCCUCUUCAGUGCUGUCACAGACAUCUGACACUGGAAGCAGUGUCUCCGGCGAGGCUCAGGGAGCAGUCAUUGGACCUGAUGGCAUCGCUGGGUGGGACAAGGUCCAGGAUCUGGCUGGUUUCCUGGUGGGUCUUCGUGAGGCUCCUUACCUCACCGACCUGCAGGUUACAGAGGCCAUCCAGCUGCACCGAAGCGGUCCGGAGUCACACUGGGUGUGGAGAGUGUGA
This is a messenger RNA of Carassius auratus (goldfish), 2091 nucleotides long. RefSeq lists its product as uncharacterized. NCBI's taxonomy places the organism in Eukaryota, Metazoa, Chordata, Actinopteri, Cypriniformes, Cyprinidae. The coding region runs from base 1 to 2091 and encodes 696 amino acids. The record is from RefSeq and is a predicted model, not a curated record. The transcript has 7 exons.